This is a messenger RNA of Naegleria lovaniensis, 3336 nucleotides long. RefSeq lists its product as uncharacterized. Gene Ontology annotation, cellular component: Smc5-Smc6 complex. Gene Ontology annotation, molecular function: ATP binding; ATP hydrolysis activity. Gene Ontology annotation, biological process: double-strand break repair via homologous recombination. Bases 1 to 3336 code for a protein of 1111 amino acids. NCBI's taxonomy places the organism in Eukaryota, Heterolobosea, Eutetramitea, Acrasida, Naegleriidae. The transcript is spliced from 2 exons. The record is from RefSeq and is a predicted model, not a curated record.
AUGCCUGCACGUAAAAAACCCACAACACAAGAAAAACGUAAACGAAACACCGAAGAGGAGGAACAAACUGUAACAUCCUUGAAUGGAGAGACUUCACAGAAGAAAACAAAGACUGUUGCUCCCAAUCAAGGCAUCAAUGGCGUCGGAGCAUAUCAGAUACCCAAGAUGAGACCUGGAAGCAUUUACAGAAUUAAAUUACAAAACUUUAUGACUUACGAUGACUGUGAGUUCUUCCCUGGUCCCGGGUUAAAUCUUGUUCUCGGACCGAACGGAACAGGUAAAAGUUCCAUUGUCAGCGCCAUUUGUGUCGGAUUAGCUGGAAGCACAAAACUGUUAGGUCGUGCAUCUAAAGUUGCAGACUACAUCAAACACGGAAAAGACAAAGCUUUUAUUGAAAUCGAGCUUUAUACGAAUGAUAGAAGAAAUCUCACCAUCAAAAGAACUUUUGUAAGGAAAGACGGUAAAGAGUCAUCAACUUGGAAAAUUAACAACAACAAAAAAUCUAUGGAACAAGUUAAGCAAAUAAUUGAUGAAUUGAAUAUUCAACUUGAUAAUUUGACACAAUUUCUUCCUCAAGAAAAAGUCAGCGAAUUUGCAGGAUUAACCCCAACAGAACGAUUGAAACAAACACAAGAGGCGGUUCUCCCUCCAGAAGUCAUUAAAUAUCAGGAAAGUUUGAUCAAAGAACAAGAGGACUUCAAAAAGAACACUCAUACAAUAGAUUCCUUGCAAUCAACAAUAGAUACGUUGAAAAAGAAAAACAGCCAAACCGAAAAGGAAGUUGAAAAGUACAAGCAAAGACAGGAAUAUCUCAAAAAAGCUGAACUUUGUUCAAUCAAGCUUCCAAUUGCAAGAUUUAAACAAAUGCAGACUAGAGGCAAAACUUUGAGAGAGGAAAUACAAAAGAAAAAGCAAGAGUAUGAAGUUCUUCAAAACAAAAAUGGUCCUCUCAAAGAUGAAAUUGACCAAUUGCAACAACAACAUCAAAAGUUAGAAAACGAGCAAAAAAAGGAUAAGGAAAAGAUUAAUACUAUGAAACCACAAUUUCAAGAAAUUACUGAAAAGAUUGAACGUUCAACGGCCAAGGUUGAACAAUUUUUACAAGAAAUUGCUUCUGCCAAGCAAAAGGAAGAGCAUAGAAAAAAUCAAAUCCAAAAAUUGGAUCGUCAAAUCGACCUAGCUCGGCAAAGAAUCACUUCUAUUGAUACUGAAUCAGCCAAAGCUAUUAGUUCACAAAAGAUGAGAGAGCUUGAGAGUACUAACGAAGAAAUGAGCAAAAUUACUGAUAGAAGAUUAGAACUUGGAAGAAUUUUGGACGGAAAGAAACAAGAUAUCGAAGAAGUUAAACAAAAAAUUCAAAAACUCGAAAAUGCCAAGCAUCAACGUUUGAAAAAGCUUGGAGAAAAAUAUCCUAAUGUUGUUAAAACUUAUGAAUGGUAUCAAAGCAAUAGGAGAGACUUCAACAAACCUGUCUACCUGGUACCUUUAGAGAUAUCAGUUUUGGACUCUCAUUAUGCAGACUAUCUCGAGAUGCAUUUACCAGAAUAUCUUUUUAGAUCAUUUGUUUGUGAGGAUUUUGACGACAGAAAUAAGCUCACUCAAUAUGUUGAGCAAUGCAAAUACAAUAUAACUAUAAUUGAUCGAACGCCAGACGUGUAUGCCCCAUUACGGUUGGUUCCUCAAGAAAGGCUAAAACAUUAUGGAAUGCUACAUUAUUUAGAUCAAACCUUUGAGGCUCCAGAUGUCAUUAAGAUGGUUUUAAAGGAUAUUGCAAGAAUUGAUACAGUUGCUGUCGGUGGUGCCAAUGCUAAAAUUGAAGCUUUUUUAACAGAAACUCCAAUUAAGUGUGCUUUCGUUCCUGGACACCAAUACCUCAUGAGGUCAUCGAUGUAUUCAGCAAAUACUUCUACCAGAGUCAUUGACGUAACCAAAGCAAGGCUGUUUAUUGCCGUUGAUUUAACUGAAAAAGAAAGUCUCAACAAGGAGCUUCAGGUUCUAGUUUCAGAGAAGCAAAAUGUUGAAAAAGAACUUAAUGAAGUGAAAGAAAAAGAACGUAAUUAUCAAACAACGAGAGAAACUUUAGAUUCGCAAAAAAAGGAAGCAGACAAGAGAGUAAAAGAACAUGAGUCCCUCCUAAAACAAGUAUCCAACUAUGAGAAGCAAAAAAGAGAUAUGCUCAAAGGUGCUGAAAAUAUUGAAGAGGUUGAAAGCAAAUGCAAUCAAAAAAUUAAGGAGGAGAAGAUUUCACAAAUCAGCAUGCACAUUCAGUUGAAAGAUUGUUGUAAGAAAUUAAUUGACUUGAUGAUCAAGAAUGACAAGCGACCACUCUCUACAUUGUCUAUCAAGAAAGAUAUCGAAGAGAAAAGAAUUCUGUUACUAGAGGCAGAACGACGUACUAAAGAGUUGGAAUCAGCUAUCAAAACGUUAGAAUCAGAGUUCAAUGCGAUCAAGAUUGCUUUGAACGAAAUUAAAGUAGAAAUGGAGGAACGUAUCAAUGUGUACGGCCAAAAACAUGGACUUGAUUCACAACAAGUACGAGAUCUGCUUACAGUUUUUCCUGAAGGUGAGGAGGAAUUGCGAACAGAAAUUCAGCUCUACCAAGAGGAGGCUGAAAAAAUUGUUGCCGAUGAAGCAUCUAUCGUUGAGUAUGAAAGAAGAAAGAAAGAAAUUGAAGAAAAAGAGAUCCAGCUUCAAAAUUUGAAAGAUAGAGUUGCCAAUAUCUCCAACACAGUGAAUGAGCUUAAAGAAAAAUGGUUAAAACCUCUCAAAACAUGUGUUGACAAGAUCAACGAAACAUUUAUGGAGUAUUGCAAACACAUUGGUAUUUCUGGUGAGGUUUGUUUAACCGGUAACGAUGAAGACUUUAGAUCUUGGGAGAUUGAUAUUAAGGUCAAGUUUAGAGACUCUGAAAAAUUGUGCUCUCUUUCUGCACAAAGACAAUCUGGAGGUGAAAGAAGCGUCACUACUAUUCUUUAUCUCCUUUCUCUUCAACAACUCAAUAAGGCUCCAUUCAGAGUAGUCGAUGAAAUCAAUCAAGGAAUGGACUCUGUAAAUGAAAGAAAGAUAUUUUACCAAAUGUUGGAUUCAAGCCAGGGAGAAGACAUUCCACAGUCUUUCUUGAUAACACCAAAAUUAUUACCUAACUUGGUGCCUAAUAACGCCAACAACAUUACCAUUUUAUUUAUUUUCAACGGACCUGUAAAUAUUUCCCAAGACCUUGUAGCCAAAUAUUUCUCCAAAUUCGACAAGUCGCUUGAGUGCAAGAAGGAACCUGGAACAGGUUCUUCAAGUACUUCGAAUCACCUUGCUAACGAUAGCGAUAGCGAUGAUGAAUAA